Messenger RNA from Botrytis porri, 1911 nucleotides. RefSeq lists its product as uncharacterized. The transcript has 3 exons. Bases 1 to 1911 code for a protein of 636 amino acids. NCBI's taxonomy places the organism in Eukaryota, Fungi, Ascomycota, Leotiomycetes, Helotiales, Sclerotiniaceae. Gene Ontology annotation, biological process: positive regulation of DNA-templated transcription. The record is from RefSeq and is a predicted model, not a curated record. Gene Ontology annotation, cellular component: Set1C/COMPASS complex.
AUGGAUUCAAUGGAUAUUGAUUCUCGUAUCGAGACGCCUCAGGUUGUUGGAGAAGUCGAGUUAAUGGAUACCGAAACUUCAGAAAAGAUCCCAGUUGAAGAACCAGUCGAGGCCUCAAAUGAAGCUUCAGCUGUUGAAGAUUUGGUUGAAGAACAAACGGAGGAGCAAAAAGAAGCCCAAACGGUCGCCCCAGAACCCGCAAAACCUAAACCUUCUGCUACCAAAUCUAAAAUAUCAAACAACGCUCCUGGUUACAGAUAUAAAUAUCCUGAGGCGAAGCCGACACCUCCCGGUGUAGAUGAUGAUAGAUGGAAUAAGAUCUACGUUGCCGCAGACUCUCGAUUUUACAACAGAGCCAAAAAGAAUGCGUCUGAAUCCAGAAAGAUCAGACUGACCGGUGAAACGUAUCAAUUGGCACUUAGAAUCUUAAAGGAAAGGGAUGAGAAGGAAGCGGAAGCCGCGGCAGAUCUGGCUGCUGGCAUAGCACCGCCUCUUAAAAGAACGCCCAAGCCCAAGCCACCACCCCGAAUGCCAAAAGCACCAUCUACAAGCUCAAGAGACGGUACGCCAAGCUUCAAUGAUAGAAUACCAUUAAGUAUCUCCGAACAGAUCAAGAGUGAAGGUCGUGCUCGAAAGGCACUGCCAUCCUCUAGUCAAGGAUCUCCUGGGCCAUCUGCUCCUAAGCAUAGCAGUCCUGUGCCGUCACAGAUAAAAUCGGAGAAGGGACCUAUCCUAAAGAAGAAGAGCACCGUCGCUCCUUUCAAAAAAUUCCAACCCAAAGCGGCCAAACCCGAAGGCCCUACAGAUGCUAGAUCACAACGUAAUAGCGCCACUCCCGGUGGAAGAAGCGGCCCGUCCGACGAUGAUGGCAGCAACGAUGGUGGUGAAUACUGUAUAUGUCGCGGUCCUGAUGAUCACCGCAUGAUGAUAUUUUGUGAUGGGGGUUGUCAAGACUGGUACCAUUGCUCAUGUAUCGAUGUUGAUGUCGAGGACGCGAAAAAUUUGCUCGAUCGAUUCAUUUGUCCAAACUGCAGCUCCGAAACCGAAUUUACUACAUGGAAGCGAAUUUGCAGAUACCAUAACGUUGAUGGAUGUCGGAAGGCUGCUCGUGUUAUGGACGAGCCACCUAGCAAGUAUUGCAGCGACGAACACGCAACUGCUUUUUGGGAAUUUGUUGCCGCAAAGUUGCGCUCUAAUAAAAAACGUACUAUAGGUGGUGCAUUGAAUGAGGAAGAGUUUGGAGCGUUGUUGACUUCAUGUAAGACAGCAGCCGAUUUCCAUGCCCUUGGUUCAAGACCGAAGUUGCCAAUACCUGAAGGACACGACCCAAGUCAACCACUAGGUCUCAACUAUCUACUUCCCGAAGAAGAAUCUACUAUAAACAAGAUUAAGGCUGGACGCAAAGUCAUUGAACAACGUAUUGAAGGUUUCAAAAUGGCUCAAAAACUUUUGAUUAUGAUGAAUCGACGUGCUAAGAUCGCACAAGAACAUCCAGAUGUUGAGGUCAAGGAGAUUUGCGGAUACGAUAAUCGUCUCGCUCUCAAUGAGUAUGAGUUCGAUGCUUGGUGUGUAAGCGAAGAGGGCAAAGGUUAUCUCGCUAGUGGUAUUCUUGGUCCUCGUACCGAGGAAACAAAGCAUCUUGGUGAAACUACUCCAUAUCCUGGUCAGGUCAUUCCGGAUACGGGAGAUAUACCGGACGAACUAAAGAAUCUGUGUAUCAAACCCCUCAAGAAAUGCAAGCACUAUGGCUGGCGUGGUAACCAUGCAGAGCAAUACGCCUAUUCAACAAAGACUUUGACGGAGGAACUCGCCAGGUUGAGUAAACAAGAGGCAUUUAUUAUUGAGGACGCAGAAACGAGAGAAGCUACUAAGGAUUACAAUGCUGAGAAUACGGUCGAGCAGCUUUUCUAA